Messenger RNA from Physcomitrium patens, 3120 nucleotides. Its product is annotated as serrate RNA effector molecule. The record is from RefSeq and is a predicted model, not a curated record. NCBI's taxonomy places the organism in Eukaryota, Viridiplantae, Streptophyta, Bryopsida, Funariales, Funariaceae. Gene Ontology annotation, biological process: primary miRNA processing; mRNA processing. Gene Ontology annotation, cellular component: nuclear body.
UCCAACAUUCGACUUUCUUUCUUUUCGCUCUCGUCUCCUGAACUGCUCUCGCCUCGCUGGCUAUUGUUCAACUUCUCGGGUUUUCGUCUUCGAUUUCCGAAGGCUUUUCUUAGCCGUUUCCAAGACCUUUUUUUCUUCUUUUUUCUUUCUUUUUUUAUGUCUGUUCAGUUUCGGUGACUGUUCGAGGAGAGGGUUCACUGAGGGUUUUGUUUGUGGCUACGGACGAAUUUCGUUUCGUUGCCUUCGAUUUCGGAGUUUUGGCGGUGAAGCUCGGUUCGGGAGAAUUUUGUUGAUUAGGAAGAGGUUUGGUUUUGUUACUUCCUUUUUCGUCUUUGCGCUGCGAAGAAGUUGUGGCAAGGGAGUUAGAGUAUUUGGCCGGACAGGGUGCAAUGGCAGACCUGCCGCAGGAGCCAGUGGUGAAGGAAGAAAGUCGUCGUGAUCGGUCGAGGGACCGAGGCUCUGAGGAUAGACGGCGCGACCGGGAUCGCAGAGAUGAUAGAGAUGAAAGAGGAAGACGGGACGGGGACCGCCGAGACAGGGACAGGGAUUACAAGCGCAGGAAGAGCGGUACGCCUCCCGCUGACGGGUCUUACAGAGACCGACGGCAUAGUCCUCGGAGGUCUUCUCCUCCUUACAAACGUCUCAGGGAUGAUGAGUUUGAUGGCCGCAGAGGGAGUCCUGGGGACGAUCGCAGGUAUGGAGGAUUUGAUGGGGUCAGUGCAUACGGGCGAGGUCGUGGAAGUUUCAGGGAUGGGUCGUUCCCGAGCAUGUACGGUGGUGGACCUCCGCCGCGAAGAGACGGGUUGAUGUCAUACAAACAAUUUAUCGUGGAGCUUGAGGAUGAUAUACUACCUGGAGAAGCCGAGCGCAGGUAUGAAGAGUACAAGUCAGAGUUCAUCACAACUCAUAAAAGGGCUUUUUUCGAACAGCACAAGGAUGACGAAUGGUUGCGUGAGAAGUACGACCCAGCAAGAUUAGAGAUUGUUCUAGUACGGAGAAAUGAAAAUGCCAAGAUUUUAUCUAAGGAGCUGCUAGCUGAGCUUCAAACAGGCUCUCUGGAUCUGGGUCCAAGUGUACGAUCUUCAGCAAAAGAUGACUCGGGGGAUGAUGCAGACGGCAGUAGUAAGAGGAAAAGACCCCCUCAGGAACAUGUGAAAGCCCAGGAAAUCAAUGCGGCUCCAAAAGCACAUCCUGGAAGUUCAGAUCCUAAGAGAGUCCUUAAGGAUAUUGGUAUUGGGCGAGCUCUCGUCAAGAAGUUGGACGCUGAAAAGGGUAUCGAAGGAAAUCUUUUGACAGUAGAUCAGAGCGCUGGAAGUGAGAGGACCAUGGGUGGUGGCUCAGUUGGACCUAUUGUGAUAGUGAGGUCUGGUAAUCAAGUGAAAGGAUUAGAAGGUACUGAACUCCUGGAAGUUGUGCUCACUUAUUUGUGGCGAGUGCACGCUGUGGAUUAUUAUGGGAUGACAGAGUAUAAGGAACAGCCCAAACGGCUUCGGCACAUUAGGCCUCCGGAGGCCAAGAAUAGCGGAGAUCCCAAAAACAACGCAGAAGAGGCGGGCUUUGCUGACUGGGAGAAAAAGUUGGAUACAACUUGGCAGACACGGCUAGAAAGUGGCGAUAUUAUUGUUUCAAUGCUUGGGAGGGAGAAGCUAGAUACGACAGCCAACGAAGCACUAGAUCCUUUUGUGCGUAAGAUCCGAGAUGAGAAGUAUGGCUGGAAGUAUGGAUGUGGUGCCAAGGGAUGCACUAAAUUAUUUCAUGGCCCAGAAUUUGUACAUAAGCAUCUAAAGCUUAAGCAUUCGGACUUGGUUGCUGAUGUUGUCGCAAAGGCUCGAGAGGAGCUCUACUUCCAGAACUAUAUGGGUGACCCCGAUGCCCCUGGUGCUAAUCAAGUGACAUCUUCACAGCCUGGACAGAGAGAUGGUGACAGAGGUCGACGAGGAAGUCAACGACCUGGGUUUUCGGGACCGGUCGGUGGGCCAGGAAACCGAGCAGGUGCUGAUUGGCUGCCUUCUGAUCAUCCUUCGCGGGAUAACAGAUUUGGUCCACGAACUGGUGAAAGAAACGAACAAGGACCAGGAGGCAGGGAAGAAGAACGUUUUGAUCGGGGUGGUCGGGAUGAAAAGGCUCGUUUUGAUCGUGGAGGACUUGAACUUACUCCUCCACCUCGUGACUAUCCUUUGGGAGGUGGUGGCCCUCCUUUCGAAGGUGGUCCGGCUCAAGGAGGACCUUUCGAGGGUGGACCGAUGGAGCCUCCCAUGUUCGAUCAUUUCAACGGCCCUCCUUUGCGAGGGUUACCUGGUGGUCUUUUUGUGCCAGACAUGCCCGGUCCGCCUCAAGUGCUGAUGCCUGUCCCUGGCGCUGGCCCUUUGGGUCCAUUUGUGCCAGCACCCCCUGAAGUGGCAAUGAGAUUUUUGAGGGAAGGUCCUGGGCCGUUUCGCCCUGGGGGCUUUGAUUCUGGUUAUCAAGAGGAAGGACCUCGAGGUGGCAAGAGGGGAGCUCCAGGUCCUAUGAUGGGAGGUGGUAUUUUGGAUAUACCUCCCAUGAUGAUGCCGUCACAUGGCAUGCGCCGCGAUCCACGGGGUGUGCGCAGUUAUCAUGAUCUGGAUGCUCCUGAAGAUGAAGUAAGCGUCAUUGAUUACAGGAGUUUGUAGACAAUAUCUCAUGGUUUUGAUCUGGUGAGAGACCCACUCCUGAUUCCCAUACACAACUAUGCAUUACCUUGAGGUUUUGAACUUCAUGGAAUCCAAGUUUCUGCAUAGGAAUUUGUGACUUCGUAGAUUCUCGUUGAGAGGUCUUAGUUGAAGAUUAACACACAUAUUAUCUACCGUAGUUUUUGUGGAGUAAUUUUCCAGCGGAUACUCUACGCUUUUUAAGCAAAUAGUGACAAAAUUCACUGGCCUUGUGCUGACCAUUGUUUCGAGAUCACAAUUUAGUUUGGGCUUCCAACUUUGUAGACACGGUAGAGGCAGUGAAGUGUGAUUCAUUUUCUGCAGUUAAUUCUUCCUUGAAAGAAAAAUGAUCCUACUGUGAUGAUCAUUUCCGAGUACUUUUCAGCAGCGCAUUGUAUAAUACCCUCACUAAUCAAAUAAAUUAACAGCAGGCACAAUCUUUUAGCAGCUC